Asparagus officinalis (garden asparagus) is the source of this 1194-nucleotide messenger RNA. Its product is annotated as putative mannan endo-1,4-beta-mannosidase 9. NCBI's taxonomy places the organism in Eukaryota, Viridiplantae, Streptophyta, Magnoliopsida, Asparagales, Asparagaceae. Gene Ontology annotation, molecular function: hydrolase activity, hydrolyzing O-glycosyl compounds. The coding region runs from base 70 to 1194 and encodes 374 amino acids. The transcript has 6 exons. The record is from RefSeq and is a predicted model, not a curated record.
CUAUAUGGCUCAGCCAGAAGGAUUGUCAAUAAUGGGGGCUUUGCCUCGACCAGUGGGACCCACUUCGUGAUGAACGGACGGCCUUUCUACACUAACGGGUUCAAUGCUUAUUGGAUGAUGUACACGGCGGGGGACCCGUCAACAAGAGAUCGAGUUUCCAACGCAUUGCAGCAAGCAGCAAGCUAUGGACUUAAUGUUGUCAGAACUUGGGCUUUUAAUGAUGGAGGUUAUAGAGCUCUUCAGACUUCUCCUGGCAAUUAUGAUGAGAAUAUGUUCAAGGCAUUGGACUUUGUGAUUUCUGAGGCUAAGAGGAAUGAGGUUUAUUUGAUACUGAGUUUGGUGAAUAACUGGGAGGGGUAUGGAGGGAAGAAGCAGUAUGUGCAGUGGGCACAGGAUCAAGGGCAGUGGUUGAACUCUGAUGACGAUUUCUUCAGGAAUGAUCUCACAAAGCAAUUCUACAAGAACCAUAUCAAGGCUAUUCUCACUAGGGUUAACUCGAUAACGGGAGUAAUGUACAAGGAUGAUCCUACCAUCUUUGCAUGGGAGCUCAUGAACGAGCCCCGUUGCCAGAGUGAUAACUCCGGAGCAACUUUGCAGAAUUGGAUAUAUGAAAUGUCUUGUUAUGUGAAAUCUGUCGAUAGCAACCAUUUGCUCGAAGCGGGACUAGAAGGGUUCUAUGGCGACUCGAGGCCUGAUAGGAAACACUACAAUCCUGGUUUUGGAGUUGGGUCUGAUUUCAUAGCUAACAAUCAGAUCCCUCAAAUUGAUUUCACUACCAUUCAUAUCUACCCGGAUCAAUGGAUCAAUGGCGCAGAUGAUAAUGCACAAACAACAUUCCUUCAGAGUUGGAUUACAUCACAUUCUCAAGAUGCGGGAUCCAUAGGAAAACCACUCCUCAUCACAGAAUUUGGACGAUCUUCGAAACAGUUUAGCUCUGCACAAAGAGAUGCCUACUAUUGGGCUGCAUAUAACACAAUCUACGGGCUGGCGAGAUCCGGCGGUGCUUGCACCGGUGCUCUUUUCUGGCAGUAUUUAGGCCAAGGAAUGGAUAACUUCAGAGAUGGGUAUGAAGUUGUUUUCCAAGAUUGCCCCUCAACAGCGAGCAUAAUUUCCCAGCAGUCCCGGAGGAUUGAGAGCCUGAAUAACCCCAUGACCGUGUCUGAUACCAAGAAACUUGACAAGCUUAAGAACUAG